AUGGCUGCCAAAAACUUAACAACCGAUCAAUCUGCUCUUCUUCAAUUCAAAGCACAUAUCACUUCUGAUCCUAGCCGUGUCUUAGCGUAUAAUUGGUCCAUUUCUAAACCAGUCUGCCGAUGGGUUGGAAUUUCUUGUGAUGCUCGCCAUGGAAGAGUCACAACCUUGAAUCUUUCAUCAAUGGAUCUUGGAGGCACCAUUCCUCCACACCUAGGACACAUACUACAAACUGUUGGAAAUUUGAGUGAGCUUAUCCUUUUGUAUCUUAAUGACAACAACCUAGCAGGUGAAAUUCCACAGGAGAUUUACAACUUGCAAGGUCUACAGUCUCUAGCUCUCGGUUCCAAUAGUUUAACUGCUGGUCUCCUCCCGUCAAGUAUCUUCAAUAUUUCUUCUUUGGAGUUAAUUAAUCUUGGCAACAGUGGCCUAUUCGGUAGUCUCCCAACGGAUAUCUGCAAUCAUCUUCCAGCACUUCGGCACCUUAGACUUUCUCGUAAUAUGAUCAGCGGCACUAUUCCAAAGAAUAUCAACAACUGUACUUCUCUAGAAUUUUUAUAUCUGAAUGAAAAUCGCCUGACAGGUGAAAUUCCAGAUGAGAUUGCGAAUUUGCAGAGUCUACGAGACUUGGCCCUAGGUUCCAAUGGCUUAACUGGACACAUACCACAAACUGUUGGAAAUUUGAGUAAGCUUAUCGGUUUGCUUCUUAAUCACAACAUCCUAGCAGGUGAAAUUCCAGAUGAGAUUGGGAAUUUGCAGAGUCUACAACACUUGGCCCUAGGUUCCAAUGGCUUAACUGGUAUAAUUCCAGCAUCAAUCUUCAAUUUUUCAACCAUGGAACAAAAUGAUCUAUCCCUGAAUAACCUUUCGGGCUGUCUACCAUCAAGCUUUGGCCAACGGCUUUUGAACCUCGUGCGUCUUACCAUAGGGCUCAAUAAACUUACUGGAACAAUCCCCAACUCCAUCUCCAAUGCUUCCAAACUCACUUUCCUAGAUCUGACUGGAAACUCACUUUCUGGUCUUUUUCCAAAUACAUUUGGCAACUUAAGACUCCUUAAAUAUCUUGGCCUUGCGGGAAAUAACUUGACCACUGAAUCACCCACUACGGAAUGGAGCUUUCUCCCUUCUUUGACAAAUUGCAGAGAACUAAAAGUUCUUUACUUAGAUUAUAAUCCAUUGUAUGGCGUCCUUCCACUUUCAAUUGGGAAUCUAUCAUCAUCUCUGCAAAUUUUUCGUGCAAGUAAUUGCAAGAUCAAGGGCAGCAUUCCUAUAGAAAUUGGUAACUUACAUAGCUUGUUUGUUUAA
This is a messenger RNA of Pistacia vera, 1302 nucleotides long. RefSeq names its product LRR receptor-like serine/threonine-protein kinase RCH1. Gene Ontology annotation, molecular function: protein binding. Lineage: Eukaryota; Viridiplantae; Streptophyta; Magnoliopsida; Sapindales; Anacardiaceae. The transcript is spliced from 7 exons. The coding region runs from base 1 to 1302 and encodes 433 amino acids. The record is from RefSeq and is a predicted model, not a curated record.